Molecule: messenger RNA, 396 nt
Organism: Heterobilharzia americana
Lineage: Eukaryota; Metazoa; Platyhelminthes; Trematoda; Strigeidida; Schistosomatidae
Source: the annotation of a GenBank genome assembly
AUGCAACCGACGGUGAAUGAAGGAGAUUAUCUAAUUGUAGAGAGGUUGUCAAUCAUUUCCGGAUAUAUUAAAAGAGUAAAGGGUUUGGAGGAUGAUCGAAUCACCUUUUGGGAUAACAGCCGAUGGGAAAUUAUUGUAAAAGAGGUACCUCUUGGUCAUGUUUGGCUUGAAGGUGAUAAUGCAUUACGUUCACUAGAUUCAAGAUCGUAUGGACCUGUUCCUGUAUCUCGUUUAGAAUAUAAAGUUUUACUACGUGUUUGGCCAUUAAAACAAUUUGGACGUCUUAAAACUCCUAAAUCUGUUACUUGUAAAUCUGAUGAACCCAAUGAUCUUGGAUUUGUACAACUUUCAGUAAGACAAAAUGAUCAGUAUAAAAGUGAUCAAGAUUUACGAUAA